AUGUACAUUAGUGCUUGCCGCUGGGUUGGUCUCCUUCCUGCCUCGGUGAGGACUGUCAACUCAACACUUCCGCAUAGUCAGUUGACCCGUCAGGUGAGCGACUGCUACACCAGUGUGUUGACACCGCUCCAAGUGGCCAAGGUGCUCACUGUUGCCUACCCAUACAUCCCGGAUGGUGUGGCCAUGCUGCACGUGUUCAAGCUUAUCAAUGCUCCCGACGACGGGAUGCCGACAGCACCCACAGGAGUAGCAGCCAACCCCUCUGGCCUCGCAGGCACACAGCCGCCGAGCAGCCAGUCGUUUUCCAGCCUGGCCGGUUUGCUAGCAAGCCAGCUGCCGGCGCUUUUGAUGGGGGUGGCGGCGGGCGGAUCACAGGUGCAAGCAGCACCAGGGGUACCGGGGGGACUACCUCUGCAGUCCGGCGGUGGGGCUGGUGCGGUCCUGGCGAAACUUGGGACUAGUUUACCGCAGGUGCAGAUGCAGCAGAUGCUGGUGGCGCUCUUACAACAACAGCAGCAGCUGCAACCGGCACAGCAGCUGCCGAGGACGGCAGGCAGCGCAAAUCCGCAGCCACAGGUGCAAUUGCUCAAGGCCCUGGCGGCCGGUCUUCAGCAGCAUGGAACGAUACAGCUGCAGCCAUUGAUAGCGGGACUACAGGCGGCGGCAGCAGCAUUGUCGGCAGGGACACAAACCCAGCCUGCGCCCGGCGAUGGUUUGCCAGCCACGGGUCAGCUCCAAGGUUUUGCAUCGUUACUUGACGCCUUGGCAACUACCCAGCAAACUGCAGGCGGCAUGCAGUCUGGAGCGGUGGCCAGUCAGUGCCGUUGA
This is a messenger RNA of Volvox carteri f. nagariensis, 828 nucleotides long. RefSeq lists its product as uncharacterized. The coding region runs from base 1 to 828 and encodes 275 amino acids. The transcript is spliced from 2 exons. Lineage: Eukaryota; Viridiplantae; Chlorophyta; Chlorophyceae; Chlamydomonadales; Volvocaceae. The record is from RefSeq and is a predicted model, not a curated record.